This is a messenger RNA of Dunckerocampus dactyliophorus (ringed pipefish), 493 nucleotides long. It is a transcript of the gene slirp, whose product is annotated as SRA stem-loop interacting RNA binding protein. The transcript is spliced from 4 exons. Gene Ontology annotation, molecular function: poly(G) binding; mRNA 3'-UTR binding; poly(U) RNA binding. Gene Ontology annotation, biological process: positive regulation of mRNA splicing, via spliceosome; spermatogenesis. The coding region runs from base 24 to 323 and encodes 99 amino acids. Lineage: Eukaryota; Metazoa; Chordata; Actinopteri; Syngnathiformes; Syngnathidae. The record is from RefSeq and is a predicted model, not a curated record.
AGUGUCUUCUGGGAAAAAAAAACAUGGCAGCGCCGUCCCGUAAAGUGUUUGAGGUGUUUGUAUCAAAAGUGCCAUGGACAGUUGCUGUCAAGGAGAUGAGGGAGUACUUCGGACAAUUUGGACAGGUCAAGAGGUGUCUGCUGCCAUUUGAUAAAGACACCGGCUUCCACAGAGGCUUCUGCUGGGUGAGCUUCAGCACCGAGGAGGGAUUGAGCAACGCGCUGCAGAAAGAGCCACACAUCCUGGAGGGGUCAAAGCUUCAGGUGCAGAAGAACAGACGCCCGUUUGGACGCAAAUCCAACAACAACAACGGAUUUGACUGAAACUCUGUUUGGGUCCCGAUGACCGCCUGGAAAAGUCUGUGUGUCUUUGUGUGUACAGCCAUGAUUAUUUAUUGUAACCAGUGAAAAUGGAAUACAAUAAAAGAGUAACAUUUGUGUUUCAUGUCUGUUCUGGUUGUUUUCUUAUAUGAAUAAAAAUGGGCUAUGAUGAA